AUGGCAACCGCGUUGAUGUGGAUGAUAUGGAUGAUAUUAAAUGAUGGUGCUGUCGCUUGGACUUACGCUGACAACGACGAUGACGAUGACGAUGUCAAUGUCAAUGUCAAUGUCAAUGUCAAUGACAAUGUCAAUGUCAAUGACUAUGACACUUAUGCCGAUGAUCGAGGCGAUGACGAUGACGAUUAUGAUGGAUGGUGUAUGAUUUCACAGCGGCAGCUGAUCGGGUUGGCGCUGGGUGUGUUGGUGCUAUGGAACUUUCUACUGUUCCCUGCCUUUCAUGGCGCUUCCGAAGAGCCGCAUGACGAUACAGUGCUGAGCGACUGGGGUGAGAGCGAAGAAAGCAGGAUGACGUAUGACAGCUUUGGCUUUGAGUGGGCGCCGGUGCUGGACAGGAACGUGAUUCGGUGCGAGAACCUCGAGAAGCUGUCGGAGUGGAAGGGAGAGGUACUGAAACGAGAGGCAGAGGACGAGGCUCGGUGGAAGGGGCUGGACUGUGAGGGGCGGUUGAGAAGGCAGCACGUGGAGGCUGUUCCUCUGAGAAGAAGUAAGUUUGGCAAGGUCUGCACGAAGUUGAGAGCUCAGUUGAAUACCUCGGAUGUUAGUCAAGAGAGCAUGGAGGAAUCCCUGCCCCCAUCGCUGGCUGGGACUUGGAGGAGCUGGCAGUGCUCCUGCUACUUUGAUCGCAAAUGCCACCGGGAGAUCGUGAAGAGGAGAGUACCUGCGAUCCACUCGUCCAUGACAGCCAAGGGGAUAGCGGCCAGCGUGCAGGGAAGGAGGAGGAGGGAGAGGCUACAGCCGAGCGGGAAGAAACAAGUUGUGGCAACUGUGUUGGGAUCGACGUCGAUCAACGUGAAGUUCCGGACCUUGGAGGAUAACCCUCUGUUCACUAAGUUGCUGCCCUCCCUGAGGAGGACUAUGGAUGGGGAGUUCGAGUAUUGGGUGCUGGUAGGCUACGACACGGGAGACCUUUUCUACGACGAUGAGCGGACGUUGACUUCUCUCAAGAAGUGGUUCAGGAGGAACGUCGAGGCUCCGAGCAAGGAGAAAGGGAUUGACUGCAAGUUGAUCUUUCUCAACUUCACCAACGUCCUCCGCAAGCCAGGCCCUGUCUUCAACUUUGUGGCUGCCUCAGCAGUGUCGGACGGGGCUGACUUUCUGUUCCGAGUCAAUGACGACACCGAGAUCGCGAGCUGGGGGUGGGCGAGCAAGAUGAGCUCGACGUUAGCUGGGAUGUCUCCGUCGCUGCUCGGGGUAGUGGGGCCGUCAGGACGGGGCGACUCUUCCUCGGAGCACCGGUACAUGCUUACCCACGACUUCGUGCACCGGACGCACAUGCGGAUCUUCGAGACGUACUACCCGCCCGUGCUGAGCGACUGGUGGAUGGACGACUGGAUCUCGCGGGUGUACGGGAGGAGCAGGACGCGGAAGCUGGGGGACGUUUUGGUGGUACAUCACACAGAAGUCGUCGCGAGUUUCCAUGGGACCGAUGCGGGGGACCCAGUGAGGUACGCGGUUGACUGGGCGCACAAGAAGUACCUGGAGCAUGAAGUGCACAAGGGGAGCAGGAGGAUCAAGGAGUUUGUGCGAGGAGAGUGCGAGGGAGGAGAGUGCCCCGAGAAGAGCGAGAGGAGGGUGAAGCGAGGAGGCAACCGACAGGACGCAGGCACAGACAUUGAGGACGAGAACACGUGGAGCAGAGGGACAGCAGAAGAUGAUGACGCGCUGCUGUCGAGAAACCUGACGGACUUGGACGAGAGACUCUACGGCAACACGGAGAAAAGGAUGAGCAUGGAGCCAAUAUGA
Molecule: messenger RNA, 1806 nt
Organism: Guillardia theta CCMP2712
Lineage: Eukaryota; Cryptophyceae; Pyrenomonadales; Geminigeraceae
Exons: 4
Coding region: 1-1806 (601 amino acids)
Source: RefSeq, a predicted model, not a curated record